AUGUGUGCUGACCAGGCCAGCAGGUACGACUUUGAAUACGAAGAUGCGGAUGAUGACGAGUCUGGCGAUAUUGGGAUCGAGAAUAAAUACUAUAAUGCGAAACAGAUCAAAGGAGACAAUCCAGAAGAAGCGAUUGAUGAAUUUCUAGGCGUCCCCGCUCUAGAGCAAGAUAAAGGCGAAUGGUAUGCUCUACUUACAUAUGUCAAAUCGGCAGUCACAAGAAAUUACUCCGAAAAAUCCAUUAAUAACAUGCUAGAUUACAUCGAAAAGGGCGCCGAAGACGAAAAAGCAUACCAUUGUAUGGAGAAGUUCUACUCCUUGACAUUAAAUUCUUUCCAGAGCACCAACAACGAGCGACUGUGGUUAAAGACGAGUAUUAAAUUAGCAAGACUAUGGCUAGAGCGAAAAGAGUAUGGGCAAUUAAGCAAGAAAGUUCGUGAACUUCACAGGGCGUGUCAACGCCCAGACGGGACGGACGAUCCCGCCAAAGGAACAUACUCCCUAGAAGUCUACGCUUUGGAGAUACAAAUGUACGCAAAUACCAGAAACAACAAGAGGUUAAAGGCGCUGUAUCAAAAAGCGUUAAAAGUCCGCUCUGCGGUACCACAUCCUAAAAUCAUGGGCAUCAUCCGCGAGUGCGGAGGGAAAAUGCACCUGAGCGAGGAGAAUUGGAAGGAAGCCCAGAGCGAUUUUUUCGAAUCUUUCCGAAACUAUGAUGAAGCCGGUUCUAUACAACGAAUUCAGGUCCUGAAAUAUCUCGUCCUCACCACCAUGUUAAUGAAAUCCAAUAUCAAUCCAUUCGACUCACAAGAAACAAAACCUUACAGAAAUGACCCCCGAAUAUCCGCCAUGACUGAUCUCGUGGAUGCCUUUCAGCGGGACGAUAUCCUCGACUAUGAAGCCAUUCUCCAGAAAAACCAAGAUCUGUUAGCCGACCCAUUUAUCGCCGAAAACAUCGACGAAGUCAGUCGAACCAUGCGCACCAAGGCCGUCAUCAAACUAAUCGCCCCCUACACCCGCUUCUCCCUCGACUUUGUUUCCAAACAACUUAACAUCUCCGUCCCUGAGGUCCAAGAAAUCCUCUCGUUCCUCAUCCUGGACGGCAAAUUGCAAGACGCAAAAAUAGACCAAGUAACUGGUACUGUGACUAUUGAACAGCACCACGACUCUGAAAGGAUAGCUGCGCUUGAAACGUGGGCCAGUGAAUUGAACAAAAUGUGGGAAAUGAUAUCAAUCCAAGGCGAUGGGUUUAGGGCUGACGAUGGCGCACGCAUGAUGAGCUCCAUGAUGGAACUAGGCGGCUUCGGAAUCGGUCCUGGCGGUCCAGGUUUUGGGUCGUUACGGGGCUUUGGGGGUGGACCGCAUCAUGGUCGAUUGAGGCACGCAGGUAUGAAAGGAAAAGCGGGAGGGAGAGGAAACCGGUGA
Messenger RNA from Uncinocarpus reesii 1704, 1425 nucleotides. Its product is annotated as COP9 signalosome complex subunit 2. Gene Ontology annotation, cellular component: COP9 signalosome. The transcript is spliced from 2 exons. Gene Ontology annotation, biological process: protein deneddylation. The coding region runs from base 1 to 1425 and encodes 474 amino acids. The record is from RefSeq and is a predicted model, not a curated record. Lineage: Eukaryota; Fungi; Ascomycota; Eurotiomycetes; Onygenales; Onygenaceae.